GCAAGUCACGUGAGCCGCCAAAAUGGCGGCGCUGGGGCGUGAGGCUGGGGCUGACCUGAGGGACGCAGGUGUGCAGGUGGGAGCUGGGGGAGCGCCCAAGGACAUCAGGAUGGCAACAUACACACAUGGUCAGCCCAGUCCUUCUCUAGGAGAUGCAAAACUCAGAAGACCAAUGGUCAUCGAAAUCAUAGAAAAAAAAUUUGAAUAUCUUAGAAAAGAAAAGACUUUAAAUAUAGAUGGAACAGUGUUUUUGGGAACAACAUCUGGUUUCUCUGGAAUAUUGGCAAAUGUCAUUUUCAGACACUGCUUCAAGGUGAAACAUGAUGCUUUGAAGACAUAUGCAUCAUUGACUACACUUCCGUUUUUGUCUACUGUAGUUGCUUAUAAGCUCUUUGUAACGGAUGCUUUGUAUUCAGGUAAUAUAAGCGAGGAAAAUUGUGUUCUGAGAAGUUCACUGAUUGGCAUAGUAUGCGGUGUUUUAUAUCCCAGUGCUUUGGCUUUUUCUAAAAAUGGACGUCUGGCAGUCAAGUAUCAUACUGUUCCACUGCCACCAAAAGGAAGGGUUUUACUUUCUUGGCUGCUGCUUUGUCAAACAGAGAUAAAAGCAAUGGUGAUUCCUCUACUCUUUCAGACGGUCUUUGGAAUAUUUAAUGGUCUACGGCAUUAUGCAAUAUUUGAAAGUACACUUGAGAAAACUGUACAUGAAGGUUAACCAAAGAACGUAUGCAUACUAUAUCAGCAGAAUGGAUUUUUUAUGAUAAGGACUCAGGAAUUGCUGAAGGAGUUAAAAGUAACUCCAGAGAGACAAUUGUUUCUAUUCCUUUUGCCUGAUAUGUAGCAGGUACUCAAUAAAUACUUAGUAAUUUAAUAAAUACAUGUAAGUUUC
Diceros bicornis minor is the source of this 886-nucleotide messenger RNA. It is a transcript of the gene TMEM126B, whose product is annotated as transmembrane protein 126B. The coding region runs from base 23 to 712 and encodes 229 amino acids. The record is from RefSeq and is a predicted model, not a curated record. Gene Ontology annotation, cellular component: mitochondrion. The transcript has 5 exons. Lineage: Eukaryota; Metazoa; Chordata; Mammalia; Perissodactyla; Rhinocerotidae. Gene Ontology annotation, biological process: mitochondrial respiratory chain complex I assembly.